AUGCCGCCGCUCAACCGGUUCCCGAGUGGGCCCAACACCAUCUCACCCUACCACCAGCAAUUCCCCUCCCAUGCCCAGCACGCGACGAGCCACCCGCCGCCCAUGGGUGCCACCGCAGCCUACCUUAACGCCCAGGUCGGCGGGAAUCCCUUCGCCGGCAGUAGCAAUCUAUUAGGCCUGGCUGGGGGACUCAAUACCGGCGCCGGCUUCAGCGACACCGAGUUUCCGGGCGUCGUCGCGAGACCGAUGGGGGGCUUCCGGGGAAAGAGCGACUACCACUACCAAUGUCUGCGUACCAACGUAGACCUGUUGAAAGUGAUACAGAUCGGCAUCGCUCUUUUCAACGAAGACGGCGAGCAACCCCCGGCCCGCCCAAACUCGACCGACUCGGCAGAGCUACGGAAGACCGGCAGCCAGGCGCCCAUGCCUUAUGCCUGGCAGUUCAACUUCAAGUUCUCCCUCAAGGAGGACAUGUACAACCAGACGUCCAUCGAAUCCCUGCAGCAGGCGGGCAUCGAUUUUGCGCUUCUCGAGCGGGACGGCAUUGACCCGCACGAGUUCGCGUCCCUCAUAAUCCCGUCCGGCCUCGUCUGCUUCGAAGAUGUCCGCUGGAUAAGCUUCCACGGCGGUUACGACUUCGGCUACCUCACCAAGCUGCUGUUUUGCGAACCGCUACCCUGCGACGAUGCAAUCGAGAUCAUGCAGAAGUUUGAGCAGAAGUCGGGCCUCGAGCACAUCGCCGAGACGCUCAAGCUCAAGCGCGUCGGCAGCGCCCACCAGGCCGGCUCCGACAGCCUGCUGACAGGCCGCGUCUUCUUCGAGCUGCGCAAGCGCAUCUUCAACGGCGACAUCUCGGAUGACCACCUCGGCAAGGUCUGGGGUCUCGGCAUCCCCGAUUUCUCCAUGGGCGGCGGCGGUGGCGGCGGCAUCACCGCCGGUCCCAACCCCUCCAACAACCCCGUCGAGAGCACCCCGCCCGGCCACAACCACCACCCCAACGGCGGCGGUGGCGGCAGCGGCGGCGGAUUGCAAAACGGCGGCGGCACCCCGAGCACCCCCAACACGGGCAGUGUCGCGCUGGCCGGCACCCCCGCCGCCUCGUCCCACAACACCAAUGGCACCGCCAACAUCAGCAACAGCGGCGGCAUGGGCCCCAUGACGCCCGGUGGGGGAGGCGGCGUGUUUGGGGCGUUUGCGUUUGCGGGGAAUGCGCGGUAG
Chaetomium globosum CBS 148.51 is the source of this 1218-nucleotide messenger RNA. RefSeq lists its product as uncharacterized. The record is from RefSeq and is a predicted model, not a curated record. Gene Ontology annotation, cellular component: P-body; CCR4-NOT complex; CCR4-NOT core complex. Gene Ontology annotation, molecular function: poly(A)-specific ribonuclease activity; nucleic acid binding. The coding region runs from base 1 to 1218 and encodes 405 amino acids. NCBI's taxonomy places the organism in Eukaryota, Fungi, Ascomycota, Sordariomycetes, Sordariales, Chaetomiaceae. The transcript has 3 exons.